This is a messenger RNA of Xyrauchen texanus (razorback sucker), 1788 nucleotides long. RefSeq lists its product as uncharacterized. Lineage: Eukaryota; Metazoa; Chordata; Actinopteri; Cypriniformes; Catostomidae. Bases 1 to 804 code for a protein of 267 amino acids. The transcript is spliced from 9 exons. The record is from RefSeq and is a predicted model, not a curated record.
AUGAGUGUGAGCGAUCCUCAAGGACACCCACUGACAGGGUCUUCGGAUCAUUCCAAAGACAGUAGAGAUGUUCUGAGGAAGAUCACUAUAGUGCCUCAACUAGCUGGCAAAAUAAAUAGCCAGGUUGCAGAGCAACUGUUCUCAAAGAUGAGAAAAAAUAACUACUUUUUGAACAUGUCUCAACCAUCAACACAUCUGUUUCAAAUGAGGACCAUAAUUCACCACUAUAACGAAAACAAGAACAACAAAGUGAGGACUAGAUUAAUGAAGACGUUUGGAUCAAAGUUGGUGAAGAAUAUGCAUGGACAGGCUGUGCUGGAAAAUUCUGACAUCUCCACUGAGGAGCCAGUCCCCAUAGACAUUGAGAUGGAGGACACAACCCCGACCUCAAUGAUGGUCCCAACCAGUACAGAAAAUGAAAUUGUCUGUAACAUCAAACGCCUGUCUGCCAGUAGAGUGUGUUGGGAUUGUCUGCCAAGUCAUAGGCAAUCAGCAAUGCUUGAAUGGGCUUUGGGGACAGAUGACCCAGAUGAGACAAUUGCCAAAGUUGGAAACUUGGUUCUGAGAAGGAAAGAUUUCUGUACUCUAGGUCUCAAUGAGCUGUUAGAGGCAACAAUUGCAAACAGCUGUCUUGAGGUAAUCGCAUUGGUGGCUAAGGAACGAGGAAUGGAUGUGUGGACAGCCAACGCAUAUGUUGUGGUGACCUGGUUGCCUCCAAAUAAUUUGGACCCAUCCUUGUCAUUUCCAGUGAGGCCACAAAGUUACAUAACAUUCACAGCAGUGUCCAAUUUUAUUUUAAACUGAAUGGAUUUUUUUUAAAUCAUCUAUAGGAUUGUAUAGCACUGAAAGAUUGCAUUGUCUUCCCUGCUUGGAAGCCAGCACACUUUGCAGUGUUGUCUGAAAAUUGCCUGCUUUUGUCUCAUCACAAUUCAGAAAUGCCAUUUCAUGAUUCUGAAGUACUAACACUAUUUUUUGCAGGUCAUGAAGCCAAAAGAUAGGCACAUGUACUUCCUAGAUUCAACCAAUCCAUAUGGGUUGAGUGAUGAGAGAUAUGUGAAAGUUUUCAGGUUGCAAAAAUAAAUAUAGAAGUGAAAAUGUUCAAGGUUCUUAGUUCAGGUUUGCUGUUCAAGGUUCUGACUUCAGGUUCGCUGUUCAAUGUGUGUGUUCAAGUUUUGCCGUUCAAGAGUUUAAUAAACUUGCUUAAUGGUUACUUGCAUGAUGUUCUGAUUUUGCAUGCUGUGACAGUUUUUACAAGAAAGACCAAAUACUGUUGACUGUGUUUUUGCAUGGAUUCAGAGCUUCAAACUGUGUGCUGCACAAUGUAACUUCAUAUUAACAAAUCUGUUUUAUUAUUUUUGUUGCAGUAAGAUGACAGCCAAAAUUGCACCUGGCACAUGGGUGCUACUGAAAAACAAGGAUAUCCCCCAACAGAUUGGUGGUGUAGACUGUGGAGUCUUCAUGUUGAUGUGCGACUUUCCAAACAUACGGAGAUGGUGGGCUCUUAUUCUUAUGGAGAACUUUGGGGUUUUCUCUGAAAGUGCAGAAACCCUACAAGAGUCCCUUCCAUGUGAAGAACAAGCUACGCUUAGCAACAGUGAGGCGGUGUGUGUGUGUAUAUAUAAUCUCUUUACAUAUAAUACAGGAUGGUCAUGAUUAAAUGGGCCUAGGGGUGAAUUGGUUUUUUGUUGUAUAUAUUUUUAUUGUUUCUUUUAAAAUGAUGCUUAAUUUUCUCUUUUUUAGUUUUUUGACAUGUUUUAUUUUACAUAAAGAAAAAUGCAUGCUGCACAU